Molecule: messenger RNA, 1311 nt
Organism: Scomber scombrus (Atlantic mackerel)
Lineage: Eukaryota; Metazoa; Chordata; Actinopteri; Scombriformes; Scombridae
Gene: hey2
Product: hes-related family bHLH transcription factor with YRPW motif 2
Exons: 5
Coding region: 1-1047 (348 amino acids)
Biological process (GO): regulation of transcription by RNA polymerase II; anterior/posterior pattern specification; regulation of neurogenesis
Cellular component (GO): nucleus
Molecular function (GO): RNA polymerase II cis-regulatory region sequence-specific DNA binding; DNA-binding transcription factor activity, RNA polymerase II-specific; protein dimerization activity
Source: RefSeq, a predicted model, not a curated record
AUGAAGCGGCCGUGUGAGGACAGCAGCUCGGCGGAGAGUGAUGUGGAGGAAACCAUAGAUGUGGGCAGCGAGAACAUUUAUCCAGGGUACAUGAAGGCAUCUUUUAUCAGAUGUGGAUCACCGACAACAACCACUCAAGUCAUGGCGAGGAAAAAACGCAGAGGGAUAAUCGAGAAGAGACGCAGAGACAGAAUCAACAACAGUCUGCUGGAGUUACGGAGGCUCGUCCCCACAGCGUUUGAGAAGCAGGGUUCAGCUAAACUGGAGAAAGCAGAGAUUCUCCAGAUGACUGUGGACCAUCUGAAGAUGCUGCAGGCCACCGGAGGGAAAGGUUAUUUUGACGCCCAAGCUCUGGCCCUGGACUUCCUGUCUCUGGGUUUCCGGGAGUGUGUGACGGAGGUUUCCCGCUACCUGAGCUCCAUGGAGGGCCUGGACUCCAACGACCCGCUGCGCUCCCGCCUCCUCUCCCACCUCACCUCCUGCGCUUCGCAACGCGACGCCGCCACCUUCACCGUGGCUUCCUAUUCACCUCAUCACCCCCACCCUCACCACCACCACCACCAGCAGCAGCAUCACUCUUUGCCCCACCCCUUCCACCCCCACCACUGGGCAGCUGCGGCCGCUGCGGUUGCCACGGCGGCAGCGUUUCGGCCUCUACCGGCCGCCGCGGGGCCGUACGGACUGAGCGGGCUUUCUGUUUCUCCAGAUGCUGGAGGUGGAGUGACCCAGAGGCUGGCCUCCUCCUUUUCCUCCCGCUCAGACUCCACCUCCUCCUCUUCUCCCUCCUCCUCCUCUUCCUCGUCUCUCGUGCUGCCCUGCACCCCCACUCCUCUCUCCGCCUCCCUCCUCUCCCUCUCAGCGUCAUUUCCCAUCGCCCUGCACGGAGGUUUCCCCAUCCUCCCUCCAUCCUCUUUCACCUCCACCGCCACUGCCAGUUCUCCCAUCUCCUCCUCUUCCUCCUCCUCCUCCUCCUCCUCCUCCCAGACUCCUCACAGCAGCAGCAGUAAACCCUACAGACCGUGGGGAAUGGAGGUCGGAGCUUUCUGACUGUUUUACCAGCUGUUUCGGCUGCUGACUAACCAUUUAACAACCUGAAGAACACUUUUAUCACCAGAGAAACAAGUUACUUACAAACCAAGUUUUCCCAACACUUGACGCAAGCAACUACUUCUAUUAACUUGUUAAACUUUGAGAUGUUUUUUGUCUGUUUUCCACCUGCUGAUUUUACAAAGUGACUGAAAAGAGAAAUGUAUGGUUUAAUUUGUUGUCUUUGCUUUUCCAAUUCAGAUUUACCAAACUGCUUUAACAUGU